CUUGCGGUGAGCUGUAACAGGUCACAGCAGUAGGAGAGCCAUAAUGUCACGAAUGAGGAUGAGGAAGAGGGAGGAUCAGGGGAAAGGGUAUGAGAUAGGAGGAGAGAGAUAGAUAUAACCUCCAUGCUCCUCCCGCCCAGAGUCUUGUGUUCCGUCUUAUCCAGCAUCCCAAGCCUUCAUAAACAGAAGCACCCACACCACCAACCACACUUGACAACCUUGUAGGCGAAAACAAGCCUUUCGCCAAAUCAUCCUAGCAAAUUAUAUCCCUUCCAUCACAAAACCUCCAUACUCUCAAAAUGCCAUUCUUCGGAGGCGGCCGUCGCGAACCCUCUCCCGAACCAGUUCGGGAGCUGACCCCACCCCCCUCAGAGCCACGCCGCACCGGCUUCUUUGGCUCUCGCCGGGACCCUUCUCCGGAGCCAAUCCACCACCAGCCCGUCGCCGAGCCCGCGCCCCGCAAGCACGGCCUCUUCGGCUCCUCUCGCCGUGACCCCUCCCCCACGCCGACAGCCCGCACAUCCCGCACCUCCGCGACCUCCCACUCCUCUCUGUCGUCAACGACCUACCACACCUCCCCUGAUGGCCACCACGCCGGCGGAGGCGGCCUCUUUCGCCGCUCCACGGACGCGUCAUCCGGUCGCCGGGGCGGUCUGCUGCACAAGUUUGGCGGCGGAGGCGUAGAGAUGGACCCCAGCAUCGUGCAGGCGCGUGAGCGCGUCAUGGGCGCCGAAGCGGCUGAGAAGGAGGCUGACCGCGCGCUCAUGGCUGCGCGGGAGAGCGUUGCUGCUGCGAGGGCCGAUGUGCGUAGGCUUGAGGAGGAGGCCAAGGAGGAGGCUAGACGGGCCAAGAUCAAGCAGUACCAUGCCCGCGAGGUUUCCAAGCGUGGCAAGGCUUUGGGACGUCACGGAGACUAAGGUCACAAACAUGAGUGGUGUGGUUGAGAGGAACUCAGCAGCAUUUCUUUUGUAUUUAUGAGCUCAUGAUCUGGAUCAUGGCGUACGUUGAACAAUACGGAGUUGGGAGAGCGAAACAAAAGAUUUCACACUAUGUAUUACUACUAUACACGCAUGAGCGACGAUUCGGAAACGCAAACGUUACCUGUAUAACAUGUUGAAAAAUAAACUAUUUGACGAAC
Messenger RNA from Colletotrichum scovillei, 1138 nucleotides. RefSeq lists its product as uncharacterized. Bases 300 to 917 code for a protein of 205 amino acids. The record is from RefSeq and is a predicted model, not a curated record. The transcript has a single exon. Lineage: Eukaryota; Fungi; Ascomycota; Sordariomycetes; Glomerellales; Glomerellaceae.